This is a messenger RNA of Dama dama (fallow deer), 4984 nucleotides long. RefSeq names its product MICAL like 2 (gene MICALL2). Lineage: Eukaryota; Metazoa; Chordata; Mammalia; Artiodactyla; Cervidae. Gene Ontology annotation, molecular function: protein binding. The coding region runs from base 2481 to 4883 and encodes 800 amino acids. The transcript is spliced from 17 exons. The record is from RefSeq and is a predicted model, not a curated record.
GGCAGGAAGGCGGGCGGGCACGGUGCCAGGGCGGGAGCCCUUCCCAAAGGCAGGGCUUCCUUCUACAGGGCCUUUGGGGCGGGCGGGCCGCUGGAGCCCACCCCCUUGUGCUGGGCAGGAAGCCACCUGGGGACCAGGCCCUGGCUCUGGCCCGAGAGCUGCAGUUGCCGCCUUCCGGCCAGCUCUUCAGGGUGCCCGUGGGAAGAGGCUCGGGUCUGAACCCCCGCCCCCCGACUCCCCGGUCCGCCGCUGCAGGAGCCCCAGGCUGACCCCUCUUGGCUGCGUCUGCUCAGGUGGGGGUCGGUCUGCUCCGGCUUGGGGGAGACCUGCAGCUGGACGGCAAGCAGUAGGGUGUCCUGGGACCCAGCUCCGUGCGUGGGGACCACACCCCGCCUCACCCCGGUCCCCCAGCUCCGUCUGCCCUCCCCCGGCCUCUUCUGGGGCGUCUGCCUUGGUGUCUCUGGCCCCAAACCAGCUCCCCCCGCCCCAACACUCUCUUCUGCCCUAUGGCCUCUCCCGUCUCCUCCCUGGUGCUUUGGUGCCCACGUGUCCCUCCGUCUGUGUCUCGGCCUGUCUGUCCGUCUGUCCCCCCCUCUCCUCCCUGCUCCCCUUCGCCGCAGGAUUAGCCCCAGAUGUGCUGGGGGCACCUGGAAAAAAGCUCUGCUUCUGGCAUUCCCCACCCCCCUCCCCAGCCCCAGAGCCCACCCCCAUGCAGCUGCUUUUAGUUCCAGGAAAUAAACAGUGUGAGGUCAGCCCUCCAAGAAUUUGGAAGGGGGUACACCCUCCCAAGAGCCCCCGGGGCGUUGGAGGUCAGCAGCCCUGCUCAGCUGUGGCCACGGGGGGCAGGCCAGCAGGGGCUGUGCGUGCCCGGGCACUCGGCCAGGCUGGGCGCCGGCCAGGGCAGGGCACGCAGACCCAGUGAGUUCAUUCAUUCGGCCAGUGUUGCAACAGUGAACAGAUGCCGCAGGGGCCGCUCGCUCAGCCAGCACUGGACAGAGGAGCUCGUCAGCAGCGUUUAUGGAGCACCAGCUGUGUGCCUGGCCCCAGCCAGGGGCCUUGGAGUCCUAACAGAACAUCCAUGGUUUUAUCGUUGCUGUGGUUAUUUUAUUUUUAUUUUUGGCUACACCAAGUGGCUUGCGGUAUCUUAUUGCCCGACCAGGGAUUAAACCAGUGCGCCCCCCUUCCCCCGCCCAGGGGAAGCAGCAGAGAGUCCUAACCAGUGCACUGAUGGGAAAGUCCGGGAACAUGUCUGAUUUACCUGGGGCGAGGGGGCGGUGCUCUGGGUCCCCGCCCACGGGUAUGAGGUUCUGACCCCUCCAGGCCUUAAACCAAAGCACAAGCUGGCGAUGGGCCUCCCCGAGUCAGACCAAGGGAUCAGCCCGCAGGGCCUGUUGAACAAGGUCCCGCAAACGGCGGCUGAGACACAGAAGGAAGCCGCCCCACCGGCCCGUCCAGGAGCCCCAGGCGGCUGUCCGCGGGGCCAGUUCCCUCUGGGCCUCUGCCCUGGACAUGCGGAUGCGGUCUGCUCCCCGAGCCUUCACUCUGCGCCUCUCUUCGUCCACGUUUCCUGUUUAGAAGGACGGCAGGUGUUUUGGGUUAGGGUCCCCACUGACUUACCUUGAUUCUCUCUGUGAAGUCCCUGCUUCCCAGCAGGGUUACGUCCUGAGGUCGUGGGGGUUAGGGCUCCAAAGGGCCCCUUGGGGAGGAUAAUUCCGCCCAUCCCAGGGGAUUCGCUGGCGGCCUGGGGUGGGCGCUCCUUGGCGCUCUCUAAAAGGGUUUGCGAGGCCUCUCUGACUCUGGCAGUUUCCACCACCCCGCUGGACCAGGGCGAUGCUGGCCGAACCCCCUGCUGAGGGAGCUGUGAGCUCAGGUUCUGGGAGAGGGGAAGGGGUGCUCUGCCUGUAAGGAACAGCGUGAGCCAAGGCCCGGAGGCAGGAGACAGGGAGUUUGGAGAGAGCCGGGUCUGGGUGGGGCAUGGUCGCUGUGGGCCUGACCAGGGUGGUCUGGCCCAGCAAGGCGCCUUCGGGAGGCAGGUUGGCUUUUGUGCUGAGGGUGGUGGCCUGCAACGUGAGUGGAAGGGCGGUUCUGCACGCUCUGGCUGGCACACCUUGAGCCUGCUCGGCGGGGCUGGCCCUGAGUCGUGGGUGCCUCGACCUGCCUUGGGUUCUGAGACGCUCACUCUGGGUCUGCAGGCGGACAGGGUCCUGCGAGCAGCUGGCUGCCCUCCCCGCAGGACGGAGCCUCUGCAGCCCCCCGGGUGGACCGAGGCCACCGCAGGGGGCAGAGGGCUUCCUUCUGCUUGUUUGGAGACAAAACAGACCUUGUUAUCCUGCCCUGCAAUGCCGAGCAUCUUGCUGAGGACACGGCCGUUUUGAAACUUCGAUGCUCUCAGGAAGGAGAACAUUUACGAGAACAACAAACUGGCCUUCCGUGUGGCGGAGGAGCAGCUGGGCAUCCCGGCCCUGCUGGACGCCGAGGACAUGGUGGCCCUGAGGGUGCCUGACCGGCUGAGCAUCCUGACCUACGUGUCCCAGUACUACAACUACUUCCAGAGGCGUGCCCCCGCUGAGCGCACGGCCGGUGUCAAAAGGCCCCCAUCCGACACCAGUGAGGAGCCAUCUGGAAAGAAGGCCCCGUCCCAGCCUGCCCAGCCCACACCCGUCCCGGCCCGGGGACAGCCGCUGUCUCCAGUCAGCCUAAACCGCACCGUCCAGCGGAAGGAUGGGGGCUCGGAGGGCCCCCCGCAGAAGGCUGGCCAGGCCGUAGGGGGCUCCCUCAGCAGCACCUGCGGCGUCUGCGGGCAGCACGUGCACCUCAUGCAGCGCCACCUGGCGGACGGGAGGCUGUACCACCGCGGCUGCUUCAGGUGUAAGCAAUGCUCCGGCACACUGCACUCGGGGGCCUACAGGGCCACAGGAGAGCCCGGCGUCUUCGUCUGCUCCAGCCAUCACCCCGAAACCGCCUCUGCCAGCCCCACGUCGCCCAGCCUGGCCUCCAGGUGGCCUGGAGCCACGUCCAUGGACUUGGAGACCCCUGGAGGCCUGAGGAAGACGCGGGAGGCGAGCGGACAGAGAGACACGGGGCCAAAGGCCAAGCUGCCCGGCUGGGACCCUGCGGCGGGCAGUGCGUCUGCCAGAGGUUCCACUCCAACUGCAACCAACCCGCCGGCCCCUACCUCAUCCCGAGUCCCCGCAGGGAGCCCAGCUGCACCCAGGCUCAUGGCGGGCCCUGUGGGGGGUAAAGCCAGCACUCACGUGACCAGCAGCUCCCUGACGAUAUGGCCGUCGCCAGCAGGCAGCCCCCCUCCCACCGGGACCUCGUGUGCCCCGGACCCUUGCCCAGCCACACCGCAAGGCUGGGCCACGCCCCGAGUCACAGCCCCCCAGACCAAGCUCAGUUCCAGGCCAGCAUCUCCGGCACCAGCAAGCACCCCAGCCUGGACCCCGUCAUCCUCUAAGACCCAGCAGGCCCGGGAGCGGUUCUUCCAGACCCCCGGAGCCACCCCCGGCCCUGGCCCGGCUGCCGCAGACACGCCUUCCGGGGACAGCCGCAGGGAGCAGGCGCUGAGCUUCCUCCGCAAGGCCCUCCCGGAGCUUGGGGCGCCCGGCAGGUCCCCCACUGCCGCUGCCCCCGUUCCCAACUCCCAUCCCAGAUUCGAGGGGCCCGGAGCCAGUCCACCAGCCAGAGCGUCACAGCCCACAUCCCCACAGACCCUCAGCCCCACCACAAGGACGGGGCCGCCCACCGCCCCAGGUGUGGGCAGCUCCUCACAGUCGUCCCAGGAGGCCAAGAAGGGCCCAGCUGUCUCCUCUGGGGCCGUCGGAGCCGGUGCUGGCUCCCGGCUGAAGCUGGAGGCCCCGCCGGCCAAGAGCCCGGGCGCCAGCCCCCAGGACGGCCCAGAGGACCAGCCGGCGGGGUGGAGGGCCCGCCUGAAGCCCGUGGAGAAGAGCCCCGCGCACAGGGCCCCAGAGCCAAAGGAGCCUCGGGUCCUGGGAGAGCCAUGGGCAGGUGACGCAGCUGGGAAGGCCUCCGGGAGCUCUGCGAGGGGCAUCCGCAUCACGGUGACCUCCGUGCAGGUGGACAGGACACCGGGCGCGGCCGGCCCCGGGGCCAGCCUUCCAGCCACGUCUGCAUCUGCAUCCCCUCUCAAGAAGCUGGCCGUCCCAGCCAGCCUGGAUGCUUCCGGCGACUGGCUGCAGCUUGAACCAUCGAGGAAGGAAGGUCCUGCUCGGAGCCAGAAGGAGAAGGAGAAAGGCCCUCCCCAAGGCAAACCAGGGAGGCCCCCGGGCCCAGCCAGCGUAGCCACUCCACCUGCCAAGUCAGCAACCUCCCCGGUCAGGCUGCACCCUGACUACGUGCCGCCCGAGAUCCAGCGGCAGGUACAGGACAUCGAGAGGCAGCUGGAUGCCCUAGAGCUCCAGGGCGUGGAGUUGGAGAAGCGUCUGCGAGCGGCUGAGGGUGAUGACUCGGAGGACGCCCUCAUGGUGGACUGGUUCCGGCUCGUCCACGAGAAGCAGCUGCUGCUGAGGCUGGAGUCAGAGCUGAUGUACAAGGCCAGGGACCAGCGCCUGGAGGAGCGGCAGCUGGACCUCGAGGGGGAGCUACGCCGGCUGAUGGCCAAACCGGAGGGUCUGAAGUCCCCCCAGGACCGGCAGCGGGAGCAGGAUUUGCUGGACCAGUACGUGGACACGGUCAACAACCGCAGUGACAUCAUCGACUUCCUGGAUGAGGACCGGCUCAGGGAGCAGGAGGAGGACGAGGUGCUGCAGAGCAUGAUCCAGAAGCUGGACCUGCAGAGGAGCGGCGAGGAGCAGAGGAAGAAGCCCAGGUUCCGCUUGUCCAGCAUCUGGUCCCCCAAGAGCCGGAGCAGGACCCCCGAGUAGCCGCUUGGCGGCGCUGCAAGACCUUCGCCCGCGGGCGGGGUGGGACCCAUGCUGCCCGCUCUGCGGGGUCCGGGGUGUCUCAAUAAAGAAACUGACCUGUG